Molecule: messenger RNA, 708 nt
Organism: Microdochium trichocladiopsis
Lineage: Eukaryota; Fungi; Ascomycota; Sordariomycetes; Xylariales; Microdochiaceae
Product: 50S ribosomal protein L30e-like protein
Exons: 2
Coding region: 1-708 (235 amino acids)
Biological process (GO): snRNA pseudouridine synthesis; ribosome biogenesis; rRNA pseudouridine synthesis
Cellular component (GO): nucleolus; box H/ACA snoRNP complex
Molecular function (GO): box H/ACA snoRNA binding
Source: RefSeq, a predicted model, not a curated record
AUGGGCGCAACAAAACCCGAGAAGAAGGAGAAGAAGGACAAGGCCUCGAAGCGCGCCGAGGUCGACGGGGUGACCAAGCCCAAGGACAAGAAGGACAAGAAGGAAAAGAAGGAGAAGAAAGAGAAGCUCAAGAGCGCCGUCAACGCCGCCCUCGAUGACCAGCUCCAGGCCGAUGCUGCCGCCAACGUCGACGAGGUUUCCGAGGACAAGGUGCUCGCCGCCGCGCCGCCCGCCGUCGGCGCCCUCGUGCCUUUUGCCCUGCCGCUCGCCGACGACAAGGCUACCAAGAAGAUCCUCAAGACCGUGCGGAAAGCCGCGAAGUCCAAGACGCUCAAGCGCGGCGUAAAAGAGGUCGUCAAGUCCCUGCGCAAGUCCCCCGCCGCGGGCCCCAACAACACCGCCUUCCCGGGCGUCGUCGUCCUCGCCGGCGACAUCUCCCCGAUGGACGUCAUCAGCCACAUCCCCGUGCUGUGCGAGGAUGUCAACGUGCCUUACAUCUUUGUCAGCUCGCGCGCCGAGCUCGGCGCCGCGGGCAGCACGAAGCGGCCCACCAGCGUCGUCAUGGUCACCGAGAAGCGCACGGGCGGCAAGGCGGCGUCCGCGUCCGCGACGAUCGCCGAGGAGGACGGCGAGGAGGACUUUGCCGAGGUCUACAAGGACCUGGUCAAGCUUGUGCAGAAGGAGAGCAAGCAGCUCAAGUUUGCGUAG